AUGGCAAUUUUCACCUCGCCAACAUCAUUUCGCAAUGCGAACAACCUCUAUGACUUCCCCCAACUUGAGCGUCGGGGCUUCGUCGGCCAGAUGGGGAAUCUAACGGCUGGCAUCAUGCAGAGCGGACCAGGGCAGCAUUCCAAUCAUCCCUCUUUUCUGCACCUGGUGCUGCUGGUCUUCGAAGCUGUGCUUGAAGUCGUCUGUGUGAGCUUGCCAGGAUACAUCGCCGCGCGCCAGGGCAUGUUCGACGCGGACGCCCAGAAGCUGGUCGCCAACUUGAAUGUCGCACUUUUCACGCCAUGUCUGAUCUUUAUGAAGCUUGGGUCCCAAUUGACGGCCGAAAAGCUGACGGAUCUCGCUAUCAUCCCCUUCAUCUUCGUCGUCCAGACUCUCGUCUCCUAUGGCUGCUCCGCAUUUGUAUCCCGGUGCUUCCGGUUCCAGAAGCGCCAGUCGAAUUUUGUUGCUGCGAUGGCGGUGUUCGGCAACUCCAACUCCCUCCCGAUCUCCCUCGUCAUAUCGCUCUCGCAGACUCUGAAGGGCCUCCACUGGGAUAGGGUCCCAAAUGAUAACGAUGAUGAGGUGGCUGCGCGAGGAAUCCUAUACCUGCUGAUUUUCCAGCAGCUGGGCCAGCUGGUGCGGUGGAGUUGGGGUUAUCAUGUGCUGCUGGCGCCCAAGGAAAGAUACCUGGAAGAUGCGAGCGACUGCGCCGCCAUCGAACAUGGCCAGGAAAUCUACGCCGAUAACCCAGAGCAGACCGAUCCCGACGAACCGCUCAUCAGAACGAGAGAGGAGGAUCUUCCUUCGUUCCACGAGCACACCGCUCACAGCAAUAGCACCUUCGAAUCUGGUGGCCAGACUCCCGUUAGCGACCGCGUUCCGUCAUAUUCGAAGCUUUCCGCUCUGGGCGAUGCUACGCCAGACGAAGAUGAAGACCGGGUUUCUCAUCUUGGCCCGCCGCCCAGUGGUCCUUUCCUGCCUCGUCAGAGUUCUACUGGUCUCAUCAUGUCUUUCCCCAACGUCGAGGUAAGGAGACGGGAAGACCUCCCUGCGUCCGGAUUCAAAGGUUUCCUGCAGCGUUGGGGACGGUCCAUCCGACAAUGGCGCCGUCGCGUUUCGCGCUCUGUGAAGGCGAGGGCGAAUGCAGUUUUCGAGCGAUUGCCGUCACCCGUACAGAAGGUUCUUUCGAUGGUCUCCGCAGGGCUGUAUACAUUUGUUAAAGGUGUUUGGGACUUCAUGAACCCUCCACUCUGGGCAAUGUUGGUUGCUAUCCUCGUGGCGUCAGUUCCUUCAUUGCAACACCUUUUCUUCGACGAGGGCACAUUCGUGCAGAACUCUGUGACCCGAGCUAUCGACCAGAACGGUCAAGUCGCCGUGCCCUUGAUUCUGGUAGUCCUGGGCGCCAACCUGGCGCGCAACACGCUCCCAGAGGAGUCAUUGAAUGACAUGGAGGACCCGAAGGAGGAACGCAAGUUGAUCAUCGCCUCACUCGUUGCUCGGAUGCUUCUUCCUACCAUCAUCAUGGCACCCAUCCUCGCAUUAGUUGCCAAGUACGUCCAAGUGAGCAUUCUGGACGACCCCAUCUUCAUCAUCGUCUGCUUCCUCCUUACGGGAGCCCCGUCGGCUCUGCAACUGGCGCAGAUCUGCCAGAUCAAUAACGUAUUCAUGGGAGCCAUGUCGAGUAUCCUCUUCCAGAGCUACGUCGUAUGGAUCCUUCCUUCCACGCUCGUCCUCGUCGUCUGUGCCCUGGAGGUGCUCGAGUGGUCAGCAGCCUCAUAA
Paecilomyces variotii is the source of this 1776-nucleotide messenger RNA. Its product is annotated as auxin efflux carrier superfamily. Gene Ontology annotation, biological process: transmembrane transport. The transcript is spliced from 4 exons. NCBI's taxonomy places the organism in Eukaryota, Fungi, Ascomycota, Eurotiomycetes, Eurotiales, Thermoascaceae. The coding region runs from base 1 to 1776 and encodes 591 amino acids. Gene Ontology annotation, cellular component: membrane; endoplasmic reticulum. The record is from RefSeq and is a predicted model, not a curated record.